AGAUGGCCUACCCCGCGGAUUGCCCGUCGUUGGCUCUGCAUUCCCUCUCGUUUGUCGCCGAAAGUCCAGAGAUCCAAUUCCUCCCACCCACCUUCUCCGAUUCCGAUUCUUGCCGACUUUCUUCUCGCGUUUGCCUCCGCUGUUCGAUUCCUAGGAUUGUGGGUUUUCUUGGAUUCGUCUCCGGCGAGAGAGGAGUAAUAGGAGGGGCCGAUUGCGUGGAGUCGUGCUCGAGGGGUUUCGAGCGGUAUGGUUCGGUUGACGAAUUUCGGAAAUCUUCGGCCGGAAUCGGAGAUGCCGAACAAGGAGGUGGCGAUGGAGGCGCCGCCGCCGACGGCGGUGCCGGUGAAGUUGGAGAUCGAAGACCCGUUGGAUGAUAAGCAUGGGCCUCUCAACAAGAAAUCCAAGGUUACAGCUCCUCUUCAUCAGCAGUGGAACACAAGUGCAAAUAUGGUCGCAUCACAGGCUCUGCAAUGUAAUUUGCUUGAUGAACCAAGUCCAUUGGGUCUGCGCUUGAGGAAGAGCCCUUCUUUAGUGGAUUUGAUUCAGAUGAGACUUUCUCAACCCAAUACGAGUGGUGAGAGUUCUGAUGUUGGAAAAAAGAAGGUUGCUAGGUGUAUUGGUGCUUCAGCCACUACUGACAAGAUGAAGGCUUCAAACUUUCCUGCUUCCCUUUUGAGAAUAGGGGCUUGGGAGUAUGCAUCGGCAUAUGAAGGUGAUUUAGUAGCGAAGUGUUAUUUUGCAAAACACAAGCUUGUAUGGGAAAUUCUUGAUGGUGGUCUGAAGAGCAAGAUUGAGAUACAGUGGUCAGAUAUCACAGCUUUGAAGGCAACUUGCCCUGAAAAUGGGCCAGGGACCUUGGAUAUAGUGUUGGCUAGGCAGCCUCUUUUCUUCAGAGAGACUAAUCCACAGCCUAGGAAGCAUACUCUAUGGCAGGCAACUUCAGAUUUCACUGGUGGGCAAGCAAGCAUACACAGGAGGCAUUUUCUACAGUGCUCACAAGGCUUGUUAAGCAAGCAUAUUGAGAAGCUUAUCCAGUGUGAUCCACGUCUAUAUGCAUUGAGUCAGCAGCUGAAUAUUAUUUUAGAAAAUCCAUACUUUGAACCAAGAUGCUCUGAUUUUGAGGACCAAGUUGAAUCUGAAUGCCAUGGUUUCGGUAAUAUAAGGGAUGCUUACAGAUCCCCAGUGCAAGGAUUUCAAGAGUCUGGAUCACCUUGUUCUGGUUCAUCAAUAUCCACUAAGAGUGAAGCAAAGGAUCCUGUUGGUAGGACAGCAGAUGUUGUGGCACAGGACACUUAUUCACCUAGUUCAGUGGUGGACACUCGGGUGAUUGAAGAGAAUGCUACUAGAGAAACUGAAGAGUUCAAGGAUCCUGGCCGCCACGACCGGUUCAAAGUGCCUGGAAUCCAGCCAUCCAUGUCCAUGAGCGAUUUAGUAAACCAUAUAGGGUAUUGCAUUUCGGAACAGAUUAAUUCAGGAAAUCCACUAUUAUAUGGUGAUAAUCUAGCAACCAAAGAUGUGCUGGAGGAGAUAACCCAAUACCUUCUCAGUGAUUCCCAGAUUUUAUCUUCUUCUGAUGAAAGAUCCCUCAUGUCAAGGGUCAAUUCUCUUUGCUGUCUGAUUCAGAAGGAUGCUGGCACAGCUCAAAGCCUGCAGAUAAACAAUGGUGACAGUGCUGCAGGUGAUGAUGUCACAGAUAAUGCUUCAAAGCCAGGUUCAACAUCCGAGAGGAAGCCAUUGUUUGAUUUUCCAGCUACUUCAAAAUCAGGUUCAACAUCUGAGAGGAAGCCAUUAUUUGACCUUCCAGCUACAGAGGAAGAGUCUAAUGAUGCUUCUGGCUGCAAGCAGCAAGUGAACAUCUCCAGAAAAGAAUCAUUUGGAGAGCUGCUGAUGCAUCUUCCUCGCAUUGCUUCAUUGCCCCAGUUCUUGUUUAACAUUUCCGAAGAUUCUGAAAACGAGGCCAGAUAAUGCAACUGAAAAUCUAUCAUGUAAAAUUACAUCAAGUCUCAUUUUGUGCUGCACCCGUUCUCCCUUUCUCUGUAGUGUAUACAGAGCAAUGUAGGUAAGGUGUCAGGGUUCAAAUAUGGGCAAUGUGAUAAACUUCACAUCAUUCAAUAAUGUGGUAAUUCGCUGGAGUCUUGUUUCUGUAUGCUGAUGUGAAAAUAUAUCCUUUAGGAGCUUUAUGUCUUCAUGUAAAUUUAUGCUCAGAAUAUCAAAUUAAGGUUGUGUUACUUGGAUACUCCCUUUAAUGCUCAUGAUCUGGUUUAUUUCCCCAUGG
Elaeis guineensis (African oil palm) is the source of this 2275-nucleotide messenger RNA. RefSeq lists its product as uncharacterized. The record is from RefSeq and is a predicted model, not a curated record. Lineage: Eukaryota; Viridiplantae; Streptophyta; Magnoliopsida; Arecales; Arecaceae.